UCUAACGCGCUGGAUGUCACCUCUCGUGGUAAAGUCAACCAAAAAUAAAUAUGAUUGAUAUAAAGAGUUAACAAUUGUUGGUUUUUGAAAAACAAAAUGGUGAAAACUGAAGGAAACAGGAGUUACACGCCUGUUUUGAGACAGUGCUUCCUGACAGCCAGUGUGGCGGUGAACAUCAUAGCGCACGGCUGCGUCAUCGGCUUCUCCGCCAUCCUCAUCCCGAGCCUGCGCCGCCCUGAAUCUCACAUCCAGGUCACCACCAGCGAGGAGUCAUGGAUUGCAUCCAUCGUUGGCUUCGCGUUAAUCAUGGGGAACUUCAUCAUCACGCCCCUCAUGGAUACAUGGGGCAGGAAGAAGUGCCACCUGCUGACCACUGUGCCUGUCCUCACUGGCUGGUUCCUCCUCCUCCUGGUUAACAACGUAGCUGGUUUGAUCACCGCACGAUUCCUGCAAGGCAUAUCCAUGGGUAUGCUCGGCCCCUUAGGUUCAAUUAUAAUAGGAGAAAUGACAGACCCCAAAAAUAGGGGUGCAUUCCUAACAAGCGUAUCUCUUUCUUUGACAAUUGGAGUAUUGUCCACCCACUCUAUGGGCACUUACUUUAGUUGGCAGCAGAAUGCUUUAAUAUGCUCUUUCAUCACGUUCACGAGCCUACUCCUCAUAAUAUAUAACCCUGAAUCUCCUUCGUGGUUGAUAGCCAAAGGCAGGUUUAAAGAAGGAGAAGAAAUCUUCUUCUGGUUAAGAGGAAGGAAUGCAGAACAAGAAGCUGAACUUGAGAACAUGAUCGCUGCUCAAAGGAUGAACAGGAAAUCCAGUGUUAGUGAAGAACAAUUGCCGUUGAAAAUUAAAGUUAAAAGAUUCUUCGUGUAUUUAAAGGACACGUCGAAAAAGCCAGAAUUCUACAAACCAAUAACGAUCAUGUUUCUGUUGUAUACGAUGUUCCAAUUUGCUGGAAUCAACGUGAUAAGUUCUUACGCUAUGGAUAUAAUUCACCAAGUGGUGGGGCCAACAGCGAAUGCGAAAUUUUUAAUGGUCCUUUUGGAUGUGGAGAGACUUAUUUGUAACAUUUUAGCUGUAUUCCUCAUGAAGACGUUAAGAAGAAGGACAUUAUUGUUUAGCAGUGGUGCUGUGUGUGUGUUGUCUUAUAUAGGAAAGUGUUUGUAUGUGUACGCGAAACAAAACAAUAAGUUACCAUUCGAUAAUGAACUGAUACCGAUCUUAUUAAUUGCUUUAUACAUGAGUUCUUUAACAGUUGGUAUAUCUUCAAUACCGUUUGCGAUAUCAGGGGAGAUUUUCCCUUUAGAAUAUCGAGGAUUAGGGGGCGGAAUUAGUGUAUUGGCUUUGUCUUUGAACUUUUUCAUAGCUGUGAAAUCUUUCCCUAUCUUAACUCACUCUAUAGGAUUACCUUCGACUUAUCUAUUGUACGCUGGGAUUGUAGUCGUAUGUUUAGUUGUUAUUUAUUUCAUGAUGCCUGAAACUAAAGACAGAACCCUCCAAGAGAUUGAGGACAGCUUCAGAGGCUUGUCUCGCGCAGACCAAAAGAGUGCGGAACCACUUAACAGCUAUACGAAUGGUGAGAUGCGGCGAUGCAGUUCCCACAUACUGUAUUAAUUAUGAUAUUAAUGAUGAUGAAGAGAUUUAGAUUUCCUAUAUAGGAGAGAGAAUAAUGAAUAUAGACAGAUAUUAGAAGGAGAUAAAUCAUGAAAUAACUGCACUGCAGCAUUAAGUGUUUGUAGGCUAACGUAUUUAUUACUUAGAUAAUACAAAGAACUUUUAGAUGCCGGUUUUAGUCAGUACAAAAAAACCUGCAGAUCUAUUUAAGUUUUAAAUUUCAUGAUUAAUUGUUGCUUGCAUGAGUUUUAGUGUGUUCUAAUAUAGCAUUUCCCUUAUCGUCAGAGUAUUUAAAAGUUUAAGGACCUGAAGGCACAUAAAAGUGGUUUACAUUAAGGUCACGUAUACUUUAUUCAUGAAGUAGGUUUUAAAGUAGGUAGGUAACAUUGACGUCUAAAUUUAUGGAAAGUUGCGUGAAUUUGUUUACAAGUUUAGAAUGACAUAAAGAAU
Bicyclus anynana (squinting bush brown) is the source of this 2058-nucleotide messenger RNA. Its product is annotated as facilitated trehalose transporter Tret1-like. NCBI's taxonomy places the organism in Eukaryota, Metazoa, Arthropoda, Insecta, Lepidoptera, Nymphalidae. Gene Ontology annotation, molecular function: transmembrane transporter activity. Bases 97 to 1608 code for a protein of 503 amino acids. Gene Ontology annotation, cellular component: membrane. The transcript has 3 exons. Gene Ontology annotation, biological process: transmembrane transport. The record is from RefSeq and is a predicted model, not a curated record.